CUUACUACAAUCAAGUGCAGGUUUUCUUCAUCUCAGAAAAUGGGUAUUGACUCUGGAGUUAAUAUUUCAGAUGAUGUUGUACCUUAUGGGGGGAAAAGUGCCUUUACCCAACUGGAGCACAACAUAGUGGCUGGAUAUCUUAUUACUGCAGGUUUCAUCAGUUUAACAAGCAACACAAUAGUGCUGCUAAUGUUUUUAAAGUUCAAGGACCUCCGCACGGCCACCAACUUCAUUAUAAUCAACCUAGCUUUUACUGACAUUGGAGUGGCUGCUAUAGGCUAUCCCAUGUCAGCUGCCUCAGACAUCCAUGGGAGUUGGAAAUUUGGCUACACUGGUUGUCAGAUCUAUGCCGCUCUCAACAUUUUCUUUGGUAUGGCCAGUAUUGGCCUGCUGACUGUGGUGGCCAUUGAUCGCUAUCUCACCAUCUGCAGGCCAGACAUAGGGCAGAAAAUGACAGUGCAAACAUACAACCUUCUUAUUCUGGCAGCCUGGCUGAAUGCUGUGUUCUGGUCCUCCAUGCCUAUUGUGGGCUGGGCUGGUUAUGCCCCUGACCCCACUGGAGCUACGUGCACCAUCAACUGGAGACAGAAUGAUGCCUCCUUUAUCUCUUACACUAUGGCAGUGAUUGCUGUGAACUUUGUGGUGCCGCUGUCUGUCAUGUUUUACUGCUACUACAAUGUGUCAGCCACUGUGAGGAGAUACAAAGCUAGUAAUUGCUUGGACAGCAUCAACAUUGACUGGUCAGAUCAGAUGGAUGUCACCAAGAUGUCCAUAGUGAUGAUUGUCAUGUUCCUGGUGGCCUGGUCUCCCUACUCCAUGGUGUGUCUCUGGGCAUCUUUUGGUGACCCCAAGACCAUACCUGCCCCCAUGGCUAUAAUUGCUCCACUUUUUGCCAAGUCCUCCACCUUUUACAACCCCUGCAUUUAUGUUAUUGCCAACAAAAAGUUCAGAAGAGCCAUUAUAGGGGUGAUCCGGUGUCAAACCAGGCAGCGAAUCACCAUCAAUACCCAGGUUCCUAUGGCAACUUCCCAACAACCCGUGACACAGUGAGAUGAAACUGCCUCAUUACUCUACUGUAUUAACAUGUCCUGGCAUUAAAACUAUGCAUUGAAGAUUGCUAUGAUAAAAUAACAUGACUCACUGCCAGUGUUU
Molecule: messenger RNA, 1152 nt
Organism: Monopterus albus (swamp eel)
Lineage: Eukaryota; Metazoa; Chordata; Actinopteri; Synbranchiformes; Synbranchidae
Gene: rrh
Product: retinal pigment epithelium-derived rhodopsin homolog
Exons: 7
Coding region: 40-1050 (336 amino acids)
Biological process (GO): G protein-coupled receptor signaling pathway; visual perception
Cellular component (GO): membrane
Molecular function (GO): G protein-coupled receptor activity
Source: RefSeq, a predicted model, not a curated record